Molecule: messenger RNA, 1610 nt
Organism: Paramecium octaurelia
Lineage: Eukaryota; Ciliophora; Oligohymenophorea; Peniculida; Parameciidae
Source: the annotation of a GenBank genome assembly
AUGUAUUCUAAUUAAGACCCCGAAGAAUAAUUUGAGCUGAAUGAAUUGAUUGGAGAAGGCGCUUAUGCAAAAGUUUAUAAGGGGAAACACAAGAACGGCUAAAUAGUAGCUAUAAAAAUAGUUCCUUCCACUGGUGAGAUACAAUCAUUAAUCAAGGAGAUCCAGAUCUUAAAAGUAUUAUGACUUAUGAAAGUAGGAAUGUUAACAUGCCCAUAUAGUACAAUAUUACGGUUCCUUUUAUAAGGAUGGAAAUUUAUGGCUUGUGAUGGAAUAUUGUGUGGGAGGGUCAAUUAUUGAUCUGUUGAAAAUCACCUAGAAAACCUUAACGGAGUCAGAGAUUGCUGCCAUUUUAUAUCACGUCCUCCUUGGAAUUGAAUAUUUGCAUGCGAAUAAAAAAAUCCAUAGAGAUAUCAAAGCUGGAAAUAUUUUAUUGGAUGAGAAGGGAACAAUUAAAAUUGCAGACUUCGGAGUAGCUGCACAACUCAUAUAUACGAAUGCAGACAAAGUAUUUUUACUCUAAUUCAAAGGGUACAGUAAUAGGCACUCCUGUUUACAUGUCUCCCGAAGUUAUAUCUAAGAAUCGAUAUAACCAUCUAACGGAUAUUUGGUCUUUGGGAGUGACUGCUAUUGAACUUGCAGAAGGAAAGCCCCCAUAUUCUCACAUUCAUCCUGUAAGAGCGAUGUUUGCCAUUAAAAACAAUCCACCUUAGGGUUUAACCAAUCCUGAAAAGUGGUCCAAGGAAUUUAACGAUUUCGUUAAAUCUUGCUUAAAAGUACAAGUCUCAGAAAGACCCAGUGCUUAACAAUUACUUUAGUCUCCCUUUAUCAAAUAAGGCAAGCAAGACUAAAAGAAAUUAGUAAAUCUCAUUGAAAACUUUCUCAACUAAAUUGAUGAGUAUAGGUAAUCAAAAACCUAAGGGAAUUUAGAAAAAGUUUAAACCUUAAUCUCUAAACAAGAAGCUAGUGAAGAUGAAGAAUAGUCAUGUGGAACUGUUGUGGAAUGUGGAACUCUUGUGAUUAAAGAAGAGGAAGCCUAGAGUAAAAGCAAAAGUGAAAAAGAAUUGGAUUUUGUAGCUUAUGCUAAAAAGGAGAAAAUAAUAAAUGAAAUAAUUGAUGAACAACUAAGUGAUGAGUAAUAAAUGGAAAAUAUGAAUUAAGAUGACAGAAAGAAGUUUUUGGCAUUUUUGUAAUCACAAAUGGAAGAGGAAAUCUCAAAAGUAAAAUAAAAGUAUAUGCCUAAAAUUGAGAUGCUAACUCAAAAAAUUAAACAAAACGAACCCCCAGAAUUGCCAAAGCCAUAGGAAUAUAUUCCUAAGAUUAAACCAUAGGAAUAUAGUAAGCCUUAGGAAUAAAUUAAUUAGAGCAAACCUCAGCAAUUGAUCUAAACUCAAUAAUCUCAAUUAAUCUAAUAAUAAUAACAACCAUAAAAAAUUGAAGUUUCAGUUCCAUUUCAAGUCAAUCCAGAAGUUUUAUAAAAAUUAUCAAAUAUGAAAAUCCCUCAAAUCAAAAUGUAGAAUAUAAGUUCUCCAACAGCUUAGUUAAGAUCUAAUCCUAAAUAAAAAGUAAAUCCUGAGUAUUUAGUAAAAUAAAAUAUAAAUUCUAAUUAUUGA